Trematomus bernacchii (emerald rockcod) is the source of this 2974-nucleotide messenger RNA. Its product is annotated as gap junction gamma-1 protein-like. The coding region runs from base 278 to 1450 and encodes 390 amino acids. The transcript is spliced from 5 exons. Gene Ontology annotation, biological process: cell communication. Gene Ontology annotation, cellular component: connexin complex. Lineage: Eukaryota; Metazoa; Chordata; Actinopteri; Perciformes; Nototheniidae. The record is from RefSeq and is a predicted model, not a curated record.
CCUCCUCUUCUUGAAUGGGGCCGAGUUAGGUGGAGGAGGUGUGGGAGGAGGAGAGCAGGAGCCUGCGGGAACCACAGAUCCUUCUCUUCCUUUGUCCUGCAUGGGGUCAACACGGGCUGAAUGGCUUCCUGCUGAAAGACUGGCUCGGACGCGGAAGCGCGCAGACGCCGAUGAGAACGCGCACUAAUUAGGAAAACCUGGUCGAGCAAUUAAGGAGAGAAGCCGCGCGGAACGGAGCGCAAAAGACCUCAUUUAGCUCCCCGGUCACCUUGGCACCAUGAGUUGGAGUUUCCUCACUCGUCUGCUGGAUGAGAUCUCCAACCACUCCACCUUCGUGGGGAAGAUCUGGCUGACGGUGCUCAUCGUCUUCCGCAUCGUGCUGACAGCCGUCGGAGGCGAGACCAUCUACUACGAUGAACAGAGUAAAUUUGUGUGCAACACGCAGCAGCCCGGGUGUGAGAACGUGUGCUACGACGCGUUCGCUCCGCUCUCACACGUGCGAUUCUGGAUCUUCCAGGUCAUCUUGAUCACCACGCCCACCAUCAUGUACCUGGGCUUCGCCAUGCACAAGAUCGCCCGCAUGGACGACAGCGAGUACCGGCCCGUGCGCACCCAGAAGAAGAGGAUGCCCAUCGUCAGCCGCGGGGCCGUCCGGGACUACGAGGAGGCGGAGGACAACGGGGAGGAAGACCCCAUGAUCGCUGAGGAGAUUGAACAAGACAAGCCUGAGAAAGUGGAAAAAUCCUCGGAGAAAAAGCAUGACGGCCGCCGGCGGAUCCUGCGUGACGGCCUGAUGAAAGUCUACGUGUGCCAGCUGAUGUGGCGCACUUCUUUCGAGGUCGCCUUCCUCUUCGGCCAGUACAUCCUCUACGGCUUCGAGGUGAUCCCGUCCUACGUGUGCACCCGCUCGCCGUGCCCGCACACCGUGGACUGCUUCGUGUCCCGCCCCACAGAGAAGACCAUCUUCCUGCUGGUGAUGUACGUCGUGUCCUUCCUCUGCCUGCUCCUCACCAUCUUUGAAAUCAUCCACUUGGGCAUCGGCGGCAUCCGAGACACCUUCAGGAAGCGGGCCGCGCUCAGCUCGCGUACCCCCCUCCCGUCCUCCUCGCGAUCCGUGGCGACCGCUCCACCGGGAUACCACGCCACCAUGAAGAAGGAGAAGAGGAAAGGAGAUCUGAAAGGAGAGUUGAGGGACUCCCCGGUGGUGGACUCCGGGCGGGAGAGCUUCGGGGACGAGGUGCAGUCGUCCAGAGAGCUGGAGAGGCUGCGGCGACACCUGAAGCUGGCCCAGCAGCACCUGGACCUGGCCUACCAGGUGGACGAGGGGACCCCCUCCCGCAGCAGCAGCCCCGAGGUCCACACGGCCACACAGACCGCCGCCGAGCAGAACCGCCUCAACUUCGCCCAGGAGAAGCAGGGGGAGGCCAGCGAGAAAGGAAUACAUGCCUGAGUGUGCUUCCUGCCUCAAACGUCUGUUCUUACAUUCCUACUGGCCUUAAACACAUGGGGAUGCACAUAUGGGAGUGCAGUCAGACCACUGAGGGAGACCAAAUCGUGUGUGUGUGUCUGUGUGUGUGUGGAUGAGAGAAAUGAUGCCUUUCAGUAUUAGGGGUCAGACGGAAAGAAAAGAAAAUGCUGACCAAGCUGUGUUGUGACAAAUGGUUCAUCUCCACGACUCUAAACUUGAAAGCCUGCCACAUCUCCAGUUUCUGCUCGCUGACCUACGUCCAAAUCUUCACUGUGCCUUCGGCCUGCGCUUUGUCUGCACCCCGGUCUCUCGCCCACUCUGUUUUUGUGGCCUUUGCAAUAAUCUUCAUCCAGUUCAGAACUCGUAUAAGGAUUAUCAGAAGCUUUCAACUCAUCUGGGCAAGUGUACUUUAUUUAGUUGUCGUCCACACAAAAGAGAGGCUCUCUUUCUGUAAAAUGUCAGAUGUUAACGUCUCACUUUGUCGAGACUUGUUGGCCUCCGAGAUUUCUUUCCAACCACAUGUCGUUUCUGGAGCGUGUGCAGCAGCGUUUCCGUGCAACGAGGGCGGCUUAACCUGCCAAGUCAUGUUCAAUUUAAACAGAUGUGAUGUUAGGGAUUAUCGGUGUUUAUUAUACACAAGUCACACUAUUUCAGAAAUAUUUGAUUAAUUUUGAAGCCUGUAUAUUUACUCCAAUUGGCCAAAAUGUUUACCUGGGAAAUGCUUGAAUUCUUUAUCGACAGGAAAUGUUCCAUGGAAUUUCCUAGAAUAUUUUUUUUUGUACAACCAAUUCAUUUAAAACACUCCAUUUAUUUUACCAGAACUUAUUUUCAGUACUAUUUCCUGACCAAAGCUGUAGAAUAUUUACCUUGUUUUUGUUUAGAAGUGUUGGUAUCAUGAAUGCCACUUAAUUCUUGGAUAUUUAGUAACUCCGUUUCUUCCCUAAAUGAUGUACCACAGUAUCAGAAAAACAAAUCGUCCUUAAAUGCAGAAAUGUGAAGAAUAUUACGUGGGUUUUCUUUUGCUAACCAGCUGGAAACAUCUGUCUUCUGGGCUACCAUCAACAAUAAUUUUCUAUCCUUGUCUUUUGAAAUGUACAUUCUUCUCUGGUGAGACAUAUUUUCCGUGCUUGACAUGCACCACCACCCCUCUGUUUGUGCUGAAACAUGGAUGCUUUUAUGUACCCUGGAAAAAACCACAACCCAGAGUAAACUCAUCGUGAGACUUUUGAUCAAUACUGUUCAGUUUGGACUUUAGCCUGUCAGCUGGUUUUAUGAUCUUUGGCUGGAAUAAUGAAUCUUGCCAAAGAGAUGUUUAAUGCUGUAUUUUUGUAAUCAUCUCACUUCCGAUUUUGCUACUUUUUGGCAAGGUACGACAUUCCAUUUUUGAACCUUUCUCCAAUGGUUUAUACUUUAUUUUUUUUCUAUUGCAAAUGUUGUAGUUUUUGUAACUGUAGAGAUUAUUUUGUCUUCAGAGUAAAUAAAUGAAAUAAAUAUAUUUGAACGUUA